Molecule: messenger RNA, 3741 nt
Organism: Serendipita indica DSM 11827
Lineage: Eukaryota; Fungi; Basidiomycota; Agaricomycetes; Sebacinales; Serendipitaceae
Source: the annotation of a GenBank genome assembly
AUGUCGAAUCCACAAGCCACCAGCAGCCCAGGCAGGCCUACCGUACUCAGAGCCUUUACUCUCGGCUCUUCUUCUGCUCAUCAUCGUCCAAGAGCUCCAUUGUCGCCUCCCGAAACCGAACGAAGCGUCCCCGCGGCUCUCUCCUUGGAUCGCGGCUCCGUUGACCGCACGUUACACACCGUAGAGCAUGUAGACAAGGAAAGGUUACGAGAAGAGGGCACAACAAGGCAUCUCCGUCGCAAACCAUCCCUGUCGUAUAACCAGCUUCCGGCUCCUGCCCGGCAACCACCAGCCAGGAAAUGGCUACUCGUUGUGACGCCUCCUGGUAGCCUCAAUACCGAGCCAGUACUAGGUCAUACCUUAGCACACGGCCCUCCAGGACGAUUCCAGAGCGGAAUUCUCAUGCCUUUGUAUUCGACGAUGUAUGCACAGCUCUCUGCAAUUUCUCGAGAGUUCAAUUUGCCCAGUAUCGUCGGUGUCUGUCUCUACCUCCAUGUCAAUCAAGCUGGCCUAAAUAUUGCCCCACGGAUCUCCGACGAGGCAUGGCAGUUCCUGUGGGGCCCUUACCUUGGUUCCGAUGAAAAUUCGCCGGCAUUACCAGGUGGCAUUCCUGUUUGUGGCCAAAUUGAAUUCGACAUCGACAUUCGCAAAGCUCGAUGGUAUGACGCAUGGGUCAACGGUGUCUCAUUGGAUACUUCAAUACCACCCUCAGUGGCUCACACCAUGACCCGGUGGUAUAACGAACAUCGUGAGGCAGGUCACGAGGAAGCUGAAACAGACGGAGCGUCUACCACCCAACGACCGCGACCAAUUCUACGGCCACUUGCAUUGUCUACCCUCCACGAGGCACAAAACAAGACUGCUCAAAAAUAUCGAGCGAUCAAUUCCAUGGAAGGAGUAGUUGCCGAGUCCAUCGGUUCUAAGCGACAUAACAAGCGGCUCUCUCCCGUCAUACAAGUAGACGAACCAGCGGUCAUCCAGCAACAAAAGGAUCUCGACACCCUUGUACGCAACUGGCGAGCAACCACCCCCAUGGGUCCAGCAAUGCCCAUCACCGAAGUGGCUGCAGGUUCCGUUCCCGACACGUACGACACCAACAUGUUCUCAGAUAUUGAUAUGGAAGACUACGAAUGGGCAGUUUCCUCUACAGGUCCUCCGUCGCAAUGGCCGGCGUCGCCCGCCUUUGACCGUCCUCUACGCUCGGUCGACCUCGAAGGUCGUAUGGCCGGGUCUGUUGCUCUAACUCCGUCGGUAGCGACGUCAUUUGGACCAGACGACUCGCUUGCCACGCCAGCCACCUCCAACGUUGUGCGAUAUCCUUCCCCAGACAUUGCGGGCCGCCUUCUGGAAGACUCGCCACCAACACCCACCACGGCAACAUCUUGGGGUGCCCCAUCUGUUUGGCCUCUAUCGCCACCUACGAUGACCUACAUCCACACGCCGGACGUCGCGGCCAGGGGAUACAUUUCGGUCCCGAAUACUCCUACUACGGCCACCAGCUGGGGAGCUCCAUCCGUCUGGCCUGAAACACCAUUCUCCUCAUUCAAAGUGCGGACUCCGGAUGUCGCCACUCGUAUGUACGAGAGUGUGCCUUCAACCCCAACCACCGCCACGAGUUGGGGUGCGCCCGAGGUGUGGCCCCCGAGCCCUGUCGAGAUCUCCCGACCUGCUACACCUGGUAUUGCCGACCGAGUUGAUGGCGACGAAGAAGAAGUUUUCCGUUUUGUGUGGCCAUUCUAUCCAUCCGACGAAACCCGACCGUCGAAUUCGGUCUGGCCAUUCUUUAUGCCGGAGUCUCACGAGACGUCUUACAUGGGCUGGCCAUUCUACUCUACCACGGAGAGUCAAUGCUAUUCGCAAACAAUCGAAGCUAGUUCAUCGAAUGCGCCACUACGGGAAACGCAGAGGAGGACAAGAGAUUUGCAGACGAUUUACCGCCAAUCAGAAAGCGAGACUACUCCGUCUAGUUUCGCAUGGCCCUUCUUCACUGCUAGUCCGUCCGCUGCGUCCGUCAACGAGAGCAUGACAUCCGGAGUUUAUCCUCACCUCGUCAUUUAUCCACCCAUUUAUCCGAGAUUGGAAAUAUCCUCUGGAAUUUCAUGUGGCUCGGCCGAGCUUCCCAGGGUUCAAAAGACGCCGUUUGUUGGAAAAGUUUGCCCUUCCUAUGCUUGUGAGCACCCUACUCGUCCUCCUCCCGCCAUGCCCACCACAGUUGAGACGAUAAGGACACUCGUUGACACUAUUCGUCGCGCAGAUCCUGAUAUACUCAUCUACAAUGCCGUCGGUGGCUCCCUCUCUUCCCGCAGCGAAACUCUCCCGAUGAGCUAUGGCCAUUUCAAUCUUUAUCCUGAUGUCUAUCCCUCCAUCGUUCCUUAUCCACCGUUCUAUGAAGCGUGCGUCGAGAAGAAGCCGCCUAGCAGCCCAUCCAGCUCAAGCAAGGAGCCAUUAGGUCUGCCGACCCGUCUGAACUCUCAAUAUCCACUUUUCGACCUCUACCCGGCUCUCUACCCGUCCAUUGUCGUCUAUCCCAGUGUCAAGCUAGCAGUGGAGGUGAAAUUGAAGGCUGAGCCGAUUCAGUCUCUCCAUCUCAAGUCGUGCUAUCCGAACCUGGUCAUUUAUCGCCCCGUUUAUCCAGUCUUCGACAUCUACCCCGCAUGUGAGAUUACGAGCACGAAAAGCAAAGAAGAGACCCCAAGGGACAUCAAAGUCACUUUGAUGGCAGAGUAUCCCAACUUGGUCAUCUACCCGGCAGUGUAUCCAUCAAUUGAUAUCUAUCCGGCAGCCAAACUCGAUGAAUCACAGGCCAGUGGUUCUCAGGAAGCGACGCAACCAGCGGGAGUCCGUAUACCGUCACAUUAUCCAAAUUUGGUCAUCUACCCUGCGGUAUAUCCAACGUUUGACAUCUAUCCAGCCACAACCGUCACAUCGCCUGCGGAAGAUCGCGCUCCUUUGCACGCCGGGUCCAAAAUGGCUCCUAUUCGCCUUCCGGUAUUCUACCCCAACCUCGACAUUUACGCACCUGCUUAUCCAUACUUCGAUAUCUACCCCGCGGUCCCGACUCCACCUCUGCGGCAACCCAUCGUCCCGAGCUUUUCGUACCCACACAUCGUUAUCUAUGAGCCGUUGCGUACUAUAAACGGAGAUGGGAAGGCGGAAACAAAGGCUGUCAAUGUUCGACUUGCCCCGAGCUACCCAAUAUUCGACCUGUAUCCAGCUGGGUACCCGCACCUGGUCAUCUAUCCCUCUGUAGCCAAAAGGAGCUCGCUUUCGAUAUCUGUGCAUCUCGGCGAGAGCGCAAAUCGAUUGCAAGCGGCUCCUCUAAGUCCGCGAAGGAGCCGACGGACAAGCAAUCCGUGGGUUUUGGAGCCAUUGCGAACGCAGGGGCACUCUCGAAGACUGUCUAAUGUGCGAAUAGAUCGCGACCUGGUGGCACCUGUUUCGGGCCUCUCGCGCGCUCAACACCGGACCCGAGAAUCGAUUUCAGAUCUAUAUCAAGAAGGCAUGGAUCCAGUACUAUCCUCGCUCGAGUCCGCUUCCCAAGCUGUCCGACGGCAAUUCGUCAAAGAGGUAGCCCCUGCCCUUGCCGCCCGAAAAGUGUCAUCUGCACGCGUAGACGGCGUCCAAUCUUCUCUUCUUGGUCGUGCAAAGACAUUUGCCGCAGCACCUCCUGUACCCGCGAUUCCAGUCGAACUGCGCCACAAGCUCUCCUUGACCUCGCUGAGUUCACGCACGAGCUCGUAG